AUGUCCCGCUCACUCCUCUCCGAGUCCCUUCAAUUCCCCCGACUCGCUCGGUUCCUACCGAUUACACCCAUCGCGACCAGCGGGUUCCUUCAGCCCGUCUCGAUCUCCCUCAAUAUCCCAUCUCUUCUCUCGGAUCUCUGGGAUUCUGUUCUCCGUGCUGUUCCUAAGAAGAAGACCUCCCACAUGAAGAAGCGUCAUCGACAAAUGGCCGGCAAAGCUCUCAAAGAUGUCAAGAGCCUCAACAGAUGUCCGGGCUGUGGCCAGGUCAAACGUGCUCAUCUUUUGUGUCCUCACUGUGUCAAAGACAUUAAGGACUCUUGGAAGACCCUCGACAUGGCAUGA
Penicillium paradoxum is the source of this 342-nucleotide messenger RNA. Its product is annotated as mitochondrial 54S ribosomal protein bL32m. Gene Ontology annotation, cellular component: mitochondrial large ribosomal subunit. The transcript has 2 exons. Bases 1 to 342 code for a protein of 113 amino acids. NCBI's taxonomy places the organism in Eukaryota, Fungi, Ascomycota, Eurotiomycetes, Eurotiales, Aspergillaceae. Gene Ontology annotation, biological process: translation. The record is from RefSeq and is a predicted model, not a curated record. Gene Ontology annotation, molecular function: structural constituent of ribosome.